CUGAACACUGAAUGGGCUCAAGUGGAAUCUAUCGACCUGAUAAACGAUGGAUCCGGACUUGGCUUUGGAAUCAUCGGUGGCCGUAGUACCGGAGUAGUUGUCAAAACCAUUCUCCCGGGAGGUGUGGCUGACAGAGACGGGAGACUGCAGAGCGGGGACCACAUCCUGCAGAUCGGGGAAGUGAACCUGCGCGGCAUGGGCUCCGAGCAGGUCGCCAUGGUCCUCCGGCAAUCCGGCUCUCACGUCCGGCUGAUCGUGGCCCGCCCUGUCGAUCCGGCAUCUUGCGCCUCGCUGCGUAGCCACGCUCCUUUGGUGCCCACUCGUAUCCUGGCCGAUCCGGAAGAAGUUGAGAAGCAUCUGGCCAUGUUCUCGCAGAAUGGAUUCUCUGAACCCAGUCCUUACAAGGGCCCAGCCACCGUCGAUGCAGCUUUCGCAUACCAGAGGGAGCUGGGAGCUCCUGAAUACGCACCGCCAGAAGCUGCGUUCUCGGCAACCGAUGGACGGGUGGGAGUUCGAGAGAAGGACCUAGCAGACGAUCAGCCAGAGAUGGAAACUUUCGAAGUGGAACUAGUCAAAGACCAACAAGGACUUGGAAUUACCAUUGCUGGAUACGUAUGUGAAAAAGGUAGGUGUUUUGUUACAUUUUUUUAA
Molecule: messenger RNA, 651 nt
Organism: Stegodyphus dumicola
Lineage: Eukaryota; Metazoa; Arthropoda; Arachnida; Araneae; Eresidae
Product: multiple PDZ domain protein-like
Molecular function (GO): protein binding
Source: RefSeq, a predicted model, not a curated record